GUCAAGGAUCCGGCUACUUUCCAUUCUGUGAGAGCUUCAGGACGGAUUGGCAACAGCUCGAAGAAGUCCCGGGCACACCAGGAGCUCAUCGGCAAGGAUUAAUCCACAGAGUGUCUUAAAACAAGUCCGCGAUCAACACAGAAAGGAGCGAUUUACUAAAAGCGAAGAAGUUUGGGAUUUAAAGGCUGCGAAGGCAAACUGCACAGGCAACCGUAAUCCGUGACAUGUGGAGCCCCAGUCUGGAGGCUGAGCUCUCCUGAUUGCUUCCAAAGUUGGGGUUUUCGGUCUGGUGGAAAAAUAUAAUAAUUGAAGAAAGAUGGCAGCUGCUGUAUUCCACUUGUUGGCUGGGCUGGCUAUUUAUUGCAGUUUUGUUAAAGGAUCCACACAGCCACAGGCGCGUGUUUUCUUAAAAUUCAAUGAACUCCAGGAAACGCGUACCUCUGAAUACUACAGUAUAUCACAAAGUUCCCUAGACUACAGGAUCUUGUUAAUGGAUGAGGACCAGGACAGAAUCUAUGUGGGCAGCAAAGACCAUAUUCUGUCACUCAAUAUCAACAACAUAAGUCACGAUCCUUUAAGUGUUUUCUGGCCGGCUUCUGCUAACAAAGUUGAAGAGUGCAAGAUGGCUGGCAAAGAUCCCACACAUGGCUGUGGAAACUUUGUACGCGUAAUUCAGAGUUAUAACCGAACUCACUUGUAUAUUUGUGGAAGUGGAGCCUUCAGUCCCAUAUGCACCUAUGUCAACAGGGGCCGCAGGUCUGAGGAUCGUGUUUUUGUAAUUGACUACAAGAAUGAGUCUGGGAAAGGACGCUGUUCGUUCAACCCCAAAGUAAACACAGUAUCUGUCAUGAUUAAUGAAGAACUCUUCUCUGGCAUGUAUAUUGAUUUUAUGGGUACCGAUUCAGCCAUAUUUCGUAGCCUCACAAAACGCAAUGCUGUGAGAACAGACCAACAUAACUCAAAAUGGCUGAGUGAGCCAAUCUUUGUGGAUGCACAGCUUCUUCCAGAUGGAACAGAUCCAAAUGAUGCCAAGGUUUAUUUCUUCUUGAAAGAGAGAUUGACAGACAACAGCGGGAGUACGAAGCAAAUUCAUUCAAUGAUAGCAAGAGUUUGUCCUAAUGACAUUGGUGGACAGAGGAGUCUUGUUAACAAAUGGACAACAUUUUUAAAGGCCAGGCUGGUGUGCUCUGUGAUGGAUGAUGAUGGGACUGAAACCUACUUUGAUGAAUUAGAGGAUGUUUUUCUUAUGGAAACGGACAACCCUAGGACUACACUGGUAUAUGGAAUUUUUACAACAUCGAGCUCAGUGUUUAAAGGCUCGGCCGUGUGUGUUUACCAUAUGUCAGAUAUCCAGACUGUAUUUAAUGGACCAUUCGCGCACAGAGAAGGCCCAAACCACCAAUUAAUUCCAUAUCAGGGUAGAAUCCCUUACCCAAGGCCUGGCACGUGCCCUGGCGGUGCAUUUACCCCAACUGUGCUGACCACCAAAGAAUUCCCAGAUGAUGUGGUUACCUUCAUAAGAAAUCAUCCAUUGAUGUUCAAUUCUAUUUAUCCGAGACAUAAGAGGCCACUUCUAAUCAGAACAGGCACAGACUACAAAUACACAAAAAUAGCAGUGGACAGAGUAAAUGCAGCAGAUGGGAAGUACCACGUCUUGUUUCUUGGGACAGACAAAGGAACAAUUCAAAAGGUUGUUGUACUCCCCGGUAACAGCUCAACCAGCGGAGAACUGAUCUUAGAAGAGCUGGAAGUUUUUAAGACUCAUGCUCCUGUAACCUCAAUGAAGAUUUCUUCAAAAAAGCAACAAUUGUAUGUUGGCUCAGAAGAGGGCAUCACACAAGUGUCUUUGCAUCGCUGUCAUGUUUAUGGCUCUGCUUGUGCUGACUGUUGCCUUGCGCGGGAUCCUUACUGUGCCUGGGAUGGGAAGUUCUGUUCCCGAUUUUAUCCUUCAGGAAAGAGGAGAAGUCGAAGACAAGAUAUCAAACAUGGAAAUCCGGUUACACAGUGCAGGGGAUUUAACUUGAAAGAAUAUAGAAACACUGUAGAAACGAUUCAGUAUGGAGUCAGAAACAACACAACUUUCUUGGAGUGCAGUGCAAAAUCUCCCCAGGCAUCUGUCAAAUGGCUGCUGCAGAAAGAUAAUGACCGGAGGAAAGAGGUUAAAUUAAAUGAGAGAAUUAUUUUAACUGAUCAAGGACUCCUCAUCCGCUCUGUCCAGGACACUGACCAAGGACUUUACCACUGUAUAGCCACAGAGAAUACUUUCAAACAAACAAUAGCAAAAAUUAACUUGAAGGUUCUAGAACCAGAGAUUGUGACUUUGAUGACCGACAAGUCAAAAUGGCUAUGGGCGAGUGCAUUAGGUGGGAUGCAGUUCCAUCCCAAAGAUCUCUCAGGAGCUUUCACUCACUCCGAAACACAACUGAUAAACCAGUACUGCAAGGAGACCAGGCAAAAAGCUCGCCAGGAGGCUGAAAUACACAAACUCAAAGACUAUGGCAAGCUAAAGGUCCUUAUGAACACAAGAAAAAGCAGAAACCGAAGAAAUCAAUUGCCUGGUUCUUAGAUUACAACGUAUUGGGCUUUUCAUGGAAUUCCUUCCUUUUCUGUGCAAGCAACCUUUGGAAACACAUACACAAAAUGUUGGAACAUUUGUAUCCACAGCAUCUAACUAGCAGCUGAUGCUGAACACUCCUUUUAAAAUAGAAGUCCUGUAAAAUUCCAUGCAUGACUGUCUAGUAGCCAAAAGAUUUGCCAGUUAAUUUCUUCACGAUUCUACCAUUUUCCUUUUAUUGCAGUAGCUUUCUUCACUUGAACUUAAUAUUCUAUCUUAUUUAUUAGAUUUUUUUAUUAAUAUGUACUUGGGAGUAGUGAACGCAAUGACAAUUUCGUGUCUGUAAAUUGCUCAUUUUCUUUCAUGGGUCUGUUUACAGUUUUCUUCACUUAAAAGGUACUAUCUUAAAAAAGGAAAGUACCUGAAAUUCAAGCUUAAGCAUUGAAUGACAUAAAUAGAAGGUGGUGGAUUAUGUGCAGGUAGAAGGUCAGAUGGAAAGUUAGAAAAUGCUUAAGAAAUCACAUGGUCUUAUAAUAGAGGCGUUAGUGCAGUUGAAGACUAUCCAAACAAUGGCAGCAGUAGCAAAAGACUUUUAUGGUCGAUGUGGCCUGAAAUGUGGAUUUGUGUUUUAUUUGUAUAUAGGGAUACAGAAUGUGAAGAAAGUGUGCUGAAUCCCAUUGCCAAUGGCUAAAUGUCAUGUGAUGUCGCACAAUAUGUCAUAUAAUAACAGUGACCAUAUCCUACAAUGAUGCUCAGAAAACAAAAAUGUACCAUUCUAAAAUUUAGUAUAAUGCGUCUGUAUCUGGCCCGUGUGCUUGUUGCUGACAUUAUCAGAAUUGUAGUUUGAUGCUGGAGCACUACUCACCACAAGAACUGCCAUG
This is a messenger RNA of Spea bombifrons (plains spadefoot toad), 3435 nucleotides long. RefSeq names its product semaphorin 3C (gene SEMA3C). The coding region runs from base 317 to 2566 and encodes 749 amino acids. Lineage: Eukaryota; Metazoa; Chordata; Amphibia; Anura; Pelobatidae. The transcript is spliced from 18 exons. Gene Ontology annotation, biological process: axon guidance; negative chemotaxis; negative regulation of axon extension involved in axon guidance. The record is from RefSeq and is a predicted model, not a curated record. Gene Ontology annotation, molecular function: semaphorin receptor binding; chemorepellent activity.